GUUUACUCAGACAUCGACAGCAACAGCUGCGACUUCUUCUCGCUGACGGACGACGACGACGACUCGCCGCGCGCCUCCGCGCCGCCGCAGCCGCCGCCGCCGCAGAAGAAGAAGCGGCGGCGCGGGCGUGCGCGCAGCGCGGCCACCGUGCACGUGGUGAAGAAGAGCCGCCGCCUGAAGGCCAACGACCGCGAACGGAACCGGAUGCACAACCUGAACGACGCCCUGGAGGAGCUGCGCGAGGUCCUGCCCGCACUCCCGGAUGACAGCAAGCUGACCAAGAUCGAGACUCUGCGUCUGGCCCACAACUACAUCUGGGCCCUGUCCGAGACCCUGCGCAUCGCAGACCUCACCCGGACCCCCGCAGAACCUUGGUUCUCCUGCAGGUCCUCCUCAUCCUCAUCCUCCUCAUCCUCAUCCUCAUCCUCGUCCUCGCCGCCCUCCUCUUCGUCACCGGCCUACAGCGCCUGCAGCCCGGGCAGCCCGCACCAGGACGCGCUCUUCGGCCUGCGGGCCCUGGUCCCGGGAGUCUUCUGACGCACCGGAACCUGCAGAACUUUGCAGAACUUUGCAAAACAGUGCAGAACUUUGCAGAACCUUGAAGAACUUUGCAGAACAUUGCAGAAUAUUACAUAACUUUGAAGAACAUUACAGAACAUUGCAGAACAUGGCAGGACUUUGCAGAAUAUUGCAGAACUUUGCAAAUAAGUGCAGAACUUUGCAGUACAUGGCAAAACUUUGCAGAACAUUGCAGAAUAUUACAGAACAUUGCAGAACAUGGCAGAACUUUGCAGUACAUUGCAGAACAUGGCAGAAUAUUACAGCACAUUGUAGAACAUUACAAAAUAUUACAGAACAUUGCAGAAUAUUACAGAACAUUGUAGAACAUUUCAGAAAAUUGCAGAAUAUUACAGAACUUUGUAGAACUUUGCAGAAUAUUACAGAACAUGGCAGAACAUGGCAAAACUUUGCAGAAUAUUACAGAACUUUGUAGAACAUUGCAGAAUA
Entelurus aequoreus (snake pipefish) is the source of this 1008-nucleotide messenger RNA. It is a transcript of the gene neurog1, whose product is annotated as neurogenin 1. The record is from RefSeq and is a predicted model, not a curated record. The transcript is spliced from 2 exons. The annotation marks the transcript as partial. Lineage: Eukaryota; Metazoa; Chordata; Actinopteri; Syngnathiformes; Syngnathidae. Gene Ontology annotation, molecular function: protein dimerization activity.